AUGUUAAGGGUGGAUGAGUACAAAACAAAUUGCUGUGGGAAAGGAGACGCGGCUCCCGGCAGAGGCAGCGUCUGUUCUCUGGCUGGUGCCCCUGAGAACCGACAUCGCCGCUCGGGGAACAGAGGCCGGCCAGCCGCUGAAAGGCGCGGAAGAGAUGAUGCCAUUACUAAAGCUGAAAGAAAGCAGAGCGCGGGGUUCAGACAAGGGCUGAGGAACGAAGAAAGAGGGGCACUGUGCGUCCAGGAAAGUGGAUAG
Messenger RNA from Rangifer tarandus platyrhynchus (Svalbard reindeer), 255 nucleotides. The record is from the annotation of a GenBank genome assembly. NCBI's taxonomy places the organism in Eukaryota, Metazoa, Chordata, Mammalia, Artiodactyla, Cervidae.